UUGGGCCUAGCCGAUGAUCAAUCCAAUAACUGACAAAAUUUCGCCGAGUCAUUUCCGACGUCGUUUCGAGCUUCUUCCACCCUCAUUCCUUCAAAUUUGAAAUUUUAUUCGCGCUCUUGCGAUUUGAUUUGUCUCCAUUCCCAAUCUCUAUCGUUCUCUCAGAGUCAUAUACUGAGUGAGACUUGGUGCGAUGCAGUAAAGUGAGUAAUGGUAGUGCGCUUCAGGUGAAGAUGUCGACGGUGGAGAAGCUGCUAGUUCAGAUCUUCGAGCGGAAGAAUUCGAUCAUCGAGCAGGUGAAGCAACAGACUGAUUUGUACAGCCAGCACCUCGCUUCCAAACUCCUCAUUGAAGGAAUUACUCCUCCUCCUUGGCUCUGGAACACUUCUCUAUCCUCGAAUCUCAAAGAGUUGAACAAAGAUGAACUGAUUUCUGAGAUUUUACUUCCCCGUGCUUGGCCUUCAGCAUAUUAUCCCAAUUCCCGUUACUCCAUCUAUAAUACGACAGGAGUCACAGGUGAUAAUGGAGAGCUAUCAGAUGGGGUUUUUGUGGAAACUUACGCAUCCAGUAAAGAUCUUCAUGCUGGAGAGGGGCCAAGCAGCAGAGCUGUUUACCAUGAUAACAACACUGAAGACGUUCUUAAAUCAAUUCCUGAGCUGGAUGUAAGGGUUACCUUGCCCCAAGAUGAGACAGAUACAAGAGCUGAAAGCACUUCAGAUGCUCCAGAUCAGUCGCUGGCUAAAAUUCAAAGGUCUAAAUCCAGACAAAAGGCUCUGAAGCUUCGUAAUAGUGCAAAUACAAAAGCUAGGAGCCAAUCAAGCAUCAAGUGUAGAUAUGAUGUCACCUCUAUUGGGAUUGAUUUUUCUGCUUCUGUGUCUGAACAAGUUAGUGAGUCAUACAAAUUUCCUGAGGCUUCUAUGCUUGUUAGUGGAGGCAAUGGGCUCCCAGCUGAAAGAAGUUGUCCAAAUCAGGAAAAUCGGAAUGAUAAUUAUACUGGUAGAGUUACGAGGUCUUCAAGUUGUUCUAUAAAAAGGAACUGCAUGAGUGACUAUAGUAAAGCUGACAACUAUUCUGACAUAGCUGAGAAUGUCAUGUCAAGUCAAAAGAAUAUGCAUGCUGUUGCUUCAAAUGGUAUAAAUAUGUCUAUGUUGCUUUUUGAACAAGAAAAUCUUGUUAACAAGUCACCAAAAAUAUCUGAACCUUGUAUGAUUAAUACUGAACCUUAUGCAGUUCAGGAGUCAAGUGAAGGUGAUCAUCAAAAGCUUGAAAAGGGGGUGGAUGUAUUCACUGGCGGAGUUACAAGGUCUAGAAGUUCUGCCAAGCAACAGAAUUAUGUGUAUGAUUCUUUUGAAGUGAAUAGCUCUUCUGAUAUAGCUAAUAAGAAUUGUGGUGGUCAAGCACAGCCCACAGUUGAUUUGCCAAAUCAAUCGGUGAAGGUGGUAAACUUGUCUGAUAUUACUGAUAAAACGGGUCAGGAUGUAUGCAAUGCAACAGUUAGAGGUUCCAGUGCUAAGAAGAAAAAGUUAACUGGCAUUUAUUCCGGUAGGACCACAAGAUCUAUGAGUUCUACCCAAAAGUGUUCUAUCACCAGUGAAACUUUACAGGUGGAUGCAUCCACUUACUCAGCCAAGGUAAAUAGCAACAUAAUUGCUCAAACUUCUAGGGAAACAUUGGAGAAGCUUGUUGAUACUAAGAAGCAUUUGGAAUUGGUUCAGCCUUCUAUUUACUUUGACAAUAGAAGUUCAAAGCCACAAUGUUGUUCUGGUAAUGAAGUCAUAACAAAUCUUGAUAAAAUAUCUAGUAUUGCUCGUGCAAGUGGUUCCGGGACCAAGUCUGCUGCUUUACAGAAGUCAUCAUGUGAAAAUCAGGACAUUCAGAAUGCAUCACAUGAUAAUAUUAUCUUGACAGGUCCUGAAAAAUGUGAUGCUGAUAACCAGCUGGGAAAUGCUGAAGCUGAUUCAUUGAAGUCUCACAUUCCCCAAUCUAGUCCCAGUGAAACCAAUGGAAGAAUAGGUUCAGAACGUCUAGUUCCAGAAUUGCCUUCUGAUUGCUCUAUGCUAGUGAAGCCAAAGCAACUCAACUUUGAUGACAUGGAAGAGUGUAACUUGAAUGAGUACACCCAUUGUACUUCUGGAGACGAAAACUUGGACAUAGCAAUCAAAGAAAUAGGUUGUACUCCAAUAGAUCAUUUCUCACUGAAAGAAAAGCUAUCUUCUAGCAGUUCUCAUACUAUAUUUUCAGAGAAACAAUCCACCCUGGAGCAAGAUAUUUAUAGCAAGUCAAAUAGACUUUCAAGCUGUCGUGUUGAAUUCACCACUCAAGAGCCUGACAGAUCAAAGAUAGACGCAUCAGACACAGAAGUGCAUGCUUCAAAAAGUAGCUUAGAUGAUCCAGAGGCUUUGCAGUGUUUUGAAAAUUCCAACAUUUCACCUGAAGAAGAUGUUAUGCUGGCAAGUACUUUUAAUAAUUCUGAUGCAAAUCACCAUCAUAUGAAGCUUAGUCCAAUAGAAAGAUCAAACUCCUUAAUAGAGCCAUACGUAGAAGUGGGAGUUUCUGGAUUUAAAAGGUGUGAUGAAGGUACAGCUGCCUCAUGUGCUGGCAAGAGUAAAACUAUGGUGACACCUUGCAGCACAAGUUUGACUAAUAGGACAACUGGAGAUUAUAAAAAAUGUUUGGCGAAGGAAGUUGCAAAUGAAGAUCCAAUUACCAGUUCAUUUGCUGCUGGAGGACAGGCUUACAUUCAAGGGGCUGGAGUUGAUGAUGAGAAUUUCAGUCUUGAAUCAAAGGAAAUUCAAAUUGCUAUGAAUUCCUCUUUACUUGAAAGAAAAUUCAGAUCUACUAAGGUUAGUUCUUGGCCGCAAGUGAAGAGGAGAAAGCUUGAAGAUCAACAAAGCAAUUGUUUUUCUGCUUCUCGGAAUUCCCAGACACCAAGACUUUGCAACAUAAAAAUGGCCAGUGGAAGCAUAGAUCUGCAUAGCAUUGAAGGACAAGCAGGAGUUGUAUUGAAAGAGGAUGCUUCUGGAGAUAACAUUAUUAGUGAACUGUGCCCAAUUAUGGACUCCUGUGUACCAGAAGGACUGGAUUUGACUUUAAUUGCUUCUCAUGACUGCAUGGUUGAGGAAACAGGCAGAGGAGAUCCUGUUGACUUAAUGUUUGAUGCGGAUGGUUGCUACAAGCCAAAUGAACAAGAAGAUGCUGCUACUACUUCCAAUGCCGGAAUACUUCAGGUGUCGAGUGAAAGUAAAGGAACAGUUGGUGAUUUUUGUGAUUCCAUAGCUGAGGUAAAAGAUAGAGAUGUUCCAGAAGAUCCUGGUGACUCAAUGUUUGAUACAGCUGGUUGCUACAAGACAAAUGAACAAGCAGAUGCUGCUACUAUUUCAAAUGAUGGAAUACUCCAGGUCCUGAGUGAAAGUAAAGAAACAGUUGGUGAUUUUUGUGAUUCCAUAAUUGGGGUAAAAGGGAGAAAUGUUCCUGCAGAUCCUGGUGACUUAACGUUUGAUACAGAUGGUUGGUACAAGCGAAAUGAACAAUCAGAUGCUGCUACUAUUUCCAAUGAUGGGAUACUUCAGGUCUCGAGUGAAAGUAAAGAAACAGUUGGUAAUUUUUGUGAUUCCAUAAUUGAGGUAAAAGGCAGAGAUGUUCCAGCUGGCCCUAAUUUUGAUUCAUGUGAGUAUUCCAAUGAACAGAAUUUCCAAACUGCAUCAAUGCUUGAGAACAAUAUUAGUUUAGUAAAUAAUGAGAGCUUAUGUACAGGGAGCAUAGUUCUAAAAAGUAGCUCUCAUAUGUUGGAAGACAGCCUUUAUCCACAUUCUUUAGUUCAUUCUUCACAUGAUGAAGUAGAGUCUACUGGUAUUGAUGAUUCUAUGCCCGUUUUUGAGGGUUUUGUCAUUGAUCCCCCUGGUGCAGAUGGAGAACUGGAUAUUGCUGGAGUUGGAAUCAACUUUGAAGCCCUGGACCUUCCAACCACUACAAUUGAACGUGCUAGCAUCCUGGAGCAGAUAUGCAGAUCUGCUAGCACACACAAAUCAUUGUCCCAUUUGUCAUCUGCUCUCAACUUACACAGGUCACACACCUUGUAUCAGUCUCUACCUGAAGGUCUUGAGCACAUGGACUUUAGAAGCACCUCACUUUUCAGUGAGGAUAUUGACAAACAGUCUAGAGCUAGUACCAGUUGUGAUGAGGAGGAAGUCGGGUAUUCUGCUCAAGGGAUAUCUUAUCCAGAUUGUUUAGGUUAUUCUGGUGCCAAGUUCAGGUGGAAAUCCGGAAGUCCAUAUGCAUCUCCUGUUGGAAAGUUAUGGGAAAGAACCUCAUUUCAUUCUGGCAGCUCAGAGAAACAAUUGAACUCAAACCCAGAGCUUACUUGUUUCCCAAUCAAGGAGGACUCCACUAUUAGUGAGGAAAAUGAGAAUGUGGAUAAAUUGGCUGAUGAAAUCCAAGAUGAUAUUGAUUCCUUAGUGGGAAAUAGUCAUGCCAAAAGACAACCACUUUUUGAUGUAACUGCUGAAGCUUGUUUGAAUGCUCCUGCAUCAGUCUCUGCUGCAGAGAAGGUUCAAGCUGGUGGUAGAAUGGACUCUGCUAAAUCUGAUGUUGGCUUCAGUGGGACACGUAAUAAAGCCAAAAGGAAACUUCCAAGCCACUGUAGAAAUACUAGUGUCGGAAAGGAAAACCAAUCACUAUGUGCAACCGGAAAGAAAAAAGAGAAGCACUCACAUAUAGAUGGGUCCAGGAAGCCGAAUUUAUCAGCUGCUACUAGUUUGAGGAGAAAUGAGCAGAAGCUUUCGGAGAAAGGGUAUAAUAGACAUAACAACAUUAUUUCAAAUGUUACUUCAUUUAUACCACUCGUCCAACAAAAACAAGCAGCUACUAUGUGUACAGGAAAGAAAGAUAUAAAGGUCAAGGCUCUGGAGGCAGCUGAGGCUGCAAAACGUCUUGAAGAGAAAAAAGAGAUUGAACGGAAGAAGAGGAAAGAAGAAAUGAAGCUUAAGAGAGCACAACUGGAGCAAGAGAAUUUGAGACAGUUGGAAUUAAACAAGCAAAAGAAAGAAGAGGAAAGAAAGAAAAAAGAUGCUGCAGUCUUAGCAAAGAAAAGGGCUAGGGCUGAAGAAGAGAAAAAUGACAAGGAGAAGAAAAGAAAGCGAAUUGAAGAAUUACGGAGGCAACAAAAUGACCAGGAGGAAAAAUUGCGUGCAAGGAAAUUAGAGAUAGAAAAGAAGUGUUCUGCUAUUGAUGAAAAAGCAAUCAGCAUGAAGGAGAAUGAUGAUAAAUUGAAUAUAAGCCACACAGAAAAAGAGAUAGGAGACAGUAAGGGCUCUGAUAAGCCAGUAAGUGAACUCAGACAAGCUGAAAUUUUGAAAAUUGAUAACCCAGUAUCCACAAUCUCUCAUGAAAGCCUUGACGCCUCUGUGGAUCAUAGUCAACAUGAGAAGGUGAUACAUGCCAACUUGGAUAAACCUGGCAAAGAUCAGAACUUCACUGCCAAGGAACCUAAAUCGAAAUCAUAUGAGAUUUCUCCAUAUAAAUGUUCAGAUGAUGAAGGUGAUGAGGAUGAGGAAGAUCAACCCAUGCGAAAAUUUAUUCCCUCGUGGGCAAGCAAAAGUUGUGUCGCUCUGGUUCUUCCCUUGCAGCAAGAAAUUGAUCCUGACUUCAUUUUCCCCCCAGAAAGCUUCUGCAGUAUGGAUGAAGUUCUCCUCCCUCGGAGGGUACAACAGAAACAAACGGCUCUGUGAGUGGAUUUGUUGGAAAUUUUCAGAAAAUUUUGAGUGGUAUCUUCCAAGUUCUUCACCUAGACAAGGCUUUUGCCAAUCAUCUGGUCAUGAGAUUACAAUGAUGAUGUGCAUAUGGUGUACACUUUACAUACAGUGUGAGAUGAAGUUUUGGGUACUCCACCCACCUCCCUGAAUUGAAGCAUCUGAGAACAUCAAUACUGAGGAAUGCAACAAAAUUGCCCUAGUAAUUUUAAUGUUCUAGUGAUGUUUUAUCAUGAUGCCAAGCAGCAGGUUGUCAGUUGUUUCAGUUAUUACUUGGAAGUCAAAAGAGGGAAUCAUAAUAGCUGCUCUUUUGCGGAAUAAAUACAUGUAAUCUAUUCUCGUGUAACAUCUAGCUACCGUUGUAGGAUUACGAAUAAGAUUUUAGAUGCUAUAACACUGUAACAAGAAUGACCAUGGAAAGGAAUUUAACAAUUCUGUCAAAAUGUGCUUCUUCUCCAACGUGUAAUUUGAUUGUUUUGCUUUUACUAAUAUCAUGGUUUUCAUUAGAGUUA
Messenger RNA from Ipomoea nil (Japanese morning glory), 6256 nucleotides. RefSeq lists its product as uncharacterized. Bases 231 to 5723 code for a protein of 1830 amino acids. NCBI's taxonomy places the organism in Eukaryota, Viridiplantae, Streptophyta, Magnoliopsida, Solanales, Convolvulaceae. The record is from RefSeq and is a predicted model, not a curated record. The transcript has 9 exons.